This is a messenger RNA of Cornus florida, 855 nucleotides long. RefSeq lists its product as uncharacterized. NCBI's taxonomy places the organism in Eukaryota, Viridiplantae, Streptophyta, Magnoliopsida, Cornales, Cornaceae. The coding region runs from base 1 to 855 and encodes 284 amino acids. The transcript has a single exon. The record is from RefSeq and is a predicted model, not a curated record.
AUGGAGUCUUUUUCGGAUUUCAUUGAUGGGGCGGGGUUAUUUGAUUUACCUUUAGUGGGUGGUCCAUUUACUUGGUCUAAUGAGCGUACUCCUCUUACCUUCUCUCGUCUUGACAGGUUCCUUGUGUCAAGUAAUUGGGAGGAGAAGUUUUCCGAUGUUGUUCAGGAUACGUUGGCUCGUCCUAUUUCUGAUCAUGUCCCUUUCGUUUUGGAUUGUGGUGGGUUGCGUAGCAGAAGAUCCCCUUUCGGAUUUGAGAAUAUGUGGCUUCAGGCUGUAGGCUUUCUGGAGCGUGUUCAAUCCUGGUGGGUGGGGUAUGGUGUGGUUGGCACCCCAAGUCAUUCUCUUGCGUGUAAGUUUUGCCUUUUGAAUAAUGAUUUAAAAGUAUGGAACAACGAGGAUUUCGAUUAUUUGGUGUGGAGGAAAAAUCAUGUUUUUUCUGAGAUUGCUGAGAUUGAUCGGAUGGAGGGCCAGGGUAGUUUAGCGGAAUCCCUGAAACUUAGGAGGGUAGAGUGUCAGGCGAAGUUUGCUGAAAUUGCUGUCAUGGAGAAGAUUUCGUGGAGACAAAAGUCUCGAGCCUUGUGGCUUAAGGAGGGCAACAAUAACACUAAGUUUUUUCAUCAUCUUGUUAAUGCUCAUAGAAGGGGCAAUCACAUUGGGAGGAUCCAGGUGGAUAGGGUAACAUUUUAUAAGGAGGAGGAGAUUUGUAAGGGUAUUGUUGAUUUUUACUCGAGGUUGUUUACAGAAUCUGUUGGUUGGAGACCUUUGCUUGCAGGACUUCAUUUUGACUCUAUUUCGAGUGAGGAGAGCUCUAUUUUGGAGGAGCCUUUUCUGAAGAUGAAGUUUUGUUUGCGCUAA